CUCCUCCUCCACGGAGAAGACCGCCUUCCUUCCUCGGGAGCUUUUUAGAUGUGCAUAAUCCCCGAGUUGACCCAGAAAAUCGUCAGUCGCUCCGCUUGAAGAUCUGAUGCUGCAGUCUUUGUGCGCACCUCACCCGGCAAUGACGCGCGGCCCCGCGGACUCCUCGCACUGAGCGAAAAACCCCCCUUUUCCCAACCCCCCCAACCCCUUCUACCUCCCUCCUCUCCUCACCUCUCCCUCCCUCUCCUUCUUCACCGCAGCGGACCAACCGAACCAGCGGACCGGGCCGAGCUUUGAGUGGACUAACUUUGGACUUUUUUUUUUUCUUCUUCUUUUUUUUUUUUUUUUUCGUUGUCGCGGAGGACCUGAGCACGGAGGCAUGGCGGAGCACCUCAUGAUGCCCAUGAAUCACGGUUCGGCCGGCGCCGGUCUCCACGCGUACCGGAUGGGCAUGAACGGCCUGGCAGCGGGCCACCCGCCGCACGGCCAGCAGCAGGCCUCGGCCAUGCGGGCCAUGCCCGGCGGCCAGAUGAUGCACUACGCCGGCGCGCAGGCCGGCAUGGAGAUGCGCCAACGGCAGGGUAUGGUGCCACCCGGCGGGCCCAUGAGCGGCGCCCAAAUGGGGCACCACCACCAGAUGAUGUACAACGGGCAGCAGCAUCACAUGCACCAGGCCCAGCAGCAGCAGGUCCAGCAACAACAACAACAACAGCAGCAGCAACAGCAACAGCAGCAACACGCCGCCCAGCAAAGCCAGUUCAUGAACGGAGGCCUGACGUCGCAGCAGCUCAUGGCCAGCAUGCAGCUCCAAAAACUCAACACGCAAUAUCAUGGACACCCGCUCGGCCCCAUGGGCGGCGGCGGCGGCGGGGGUCACAUGGGCGGCCCGGCCAACCAGUACCGCAUGAACCCGGCCCAACUGGCCAACAUGCAGCAUAUGGCGGUCCCGGCGCUGGCGCUGAACGGCAUGGAUGCGGACAUGAUCGACGAGGAGGCGCUCACCUCGCUGGUGGUGGAGCUCGGCCUGGACCGGGUCCAGGAGCUACCCGAACUCUUCCUGGGCCAGAACGAGUUUGACUUCAUCUCGGACUUUGUCAGCAAACAGCAGCCCAGCACGGUUAGCUGCUGAGACCACCCCGUUGCUCCCCCCCCCCCCCCCCCCGAGCCCCCCACACCACCCCACACCACCCCCAAGCCCCGCAAAUAGAAAAGCCCAAUAUAACCACCUAGCCCGGAUCAACGGGACAAACACACGGAUGGUGCCCUCAUCAUUUUUUGGUUUUUUUGGGUUUUUUUUGGUUUUUUAAGGACCACCGAGCCGAGGACUUGCGGCGCCGGGUGCGCGGAGAACUCUGCCGGUGGGUCGCUGUGGUCUACAGGGUGCUGCGAGGGGGGUUAUAGUUUCCCCUCCCCACUUCCUGGACGUGAAUGUAAAAAGACGAAAACAAAAGUCACAAAGCCACUCUGAACAAUGACACUGUGUUUCCGCCGAGGUGUAUUUAUUUAUAAUCGGACGUGGAGAACCACCACCAGCCGGGGCCAAGUGAUUCGUCAAGAUUUGACUUUCUUUAGUCAGCCUACCCCCCCCCCCCCCCGCCGCCCCCCUCCCCCUUCCUCAUCCUCCAGCUUGUUAUUAAAAUAAGCUCAGAAGGUCCAAAAAGGAGCCUUAAUUUUAUGAGGCGUCGUCCAAUUUUUCAGAGUUUUAAAAAAAAAUAGAUUUUUUUUUUUUUUGGAUGUGCUGUUCUCAAAAAAAAAAAAAAAUCAACUGCUUGUACUGUAUGAAGCUGUAUAACUCCAACAUGUCCACACUGUUUUGUGUUCUCAUGGAGACGUAGAACCGCCUUAAUCACGCAGAUUCUUAUUUAUUAUUGGUUGGUUGUAGUCCCUUUUUUUUUUUUUUUUUGGUUUGUUUGUUUGUUUUUGGGUGGAUGAGAUUUUGAAAGGAGGGAGGGACGGUCUUUGUGAAAGGUUUUAAGGAUCAAUAAAGAUGGCCUGGAUAUAGAA
Molecule: messenger RNA, 2004 nt
Organism: Hippocampus zosterae (dwarf seahorse)
Lineage: Eukaryota; Metazoa; Chordata; Actinopteri; Syngnathiformes; Syngnathidae
Gene: cited4b
Product: Cbp/p300-interacting transactivator, with Glu/Asp-rich carboxy-terminal domain, 4b
Exons: 2
Coding region: 380-1129 (249 amino acids)
Biological process (GO): regulation of DNA-templated transcription
Cellular component (GO): nucleus
Source: RefSeq, a predicted model, not a curated record